GGAGCACCAGGCCUGUGUGCAGAGGGACUGGUCCCGGCAGCAUGGUUUCUGCCAUGGCCCCCAGCCUCGCCGUGUCGCUGCUGCUGCUCCUGCGGGUUCUGCCCGUGGGGGCCCACUCCGCGCUCAUGCAGGGCUCCUUACUGGAGGACAUGGGGGGCAGUGGGGAGGCUGAUGGCUCCUCAGCCUCCUCCCCGAGCCUCCCGCCCCCCAGGACCCCAGCCCUCAGCCCCACGUCGGUGGGGCCCGAACCUACGCCCCUGGCGGGCCCCAAGCCCCCCACCAACUUCCUGGACGGCAUCGUGGACUUCUUCCGCCGGUACGUGAUGCUCAUCGCCGUGGUGGGCUCGCUGGUGUUCCUGGUCAUGUUCAUCGUCUGCGCUGCCCUCAUCACGCGCCAGAAGCACAAGGCCUCCGCCUACUACCCCUCGUCUUUCCCCAAGAAGAAGUACGUGGACCAGAGUGACCGGGCCGGGGGCCCCCAGGCCUUCAGCGAGGUCCCCGACAGGGCUCCCGAUGGCCGGCCGGAGGACGCCCUGGACUCCUCCCAGCAGCUCCAGGCUGACAUCCUCGCCGCCACCCAGAACCUCAAGUCUCCCGCCAGGGCGGCCCUGAGCGGUACAGACGGAGCCAGGAUGACGGAGCGCAGGUCGGCGGGAGAGGAGCCGGGCAGCCCGGAGGAGGACCGCGAAGCCCAGGGGCGCGGGGUCCCAGCGGAGAAGCCAGAUGUGCCCGAGGAGCCGUGCUCAGCGGUGGCAGCGGGGGCUGUGGGGGCCCGCGAAGGCCCAGGGGAGCCAGAAGCGGCUCCCUCAUUAGCCCAGGAAGCUGGGGAUCCAGCUGGCACCCCCGAAAGCCCCUGUGCGUGUGGCAGUGUCACCCCUAGCGUCUAACAGGCCUCCAGGGCUGUGGCCCUGACUGUCGGACCCCUCGUGGUCCCCUCUGUGGGCAUAGAGAGGCCCUUGGCCCUUAAUGCUCCGAUGCCCCCUCCUUGCCCACCCCCAGCUGCAAAUCCCAGCAUGUCCUGAUCCUAAGCAGGCAGAGGUACUGGUUUCGGGUCCACCCUGUUCUAGAAUCUCACCAAGUUCUAGAACACUUGCCCCUGCUGCCCCAAAGGCUACAUCCCAAAGCACAGCUCGCCUGGGGAGGCGGGGCCAGGGUGUGUCCGGUUACAGACACGUCAAUUAGGAAACACCCGCAGGUCCCUUGCGGCAGCGCCAACGUCACCAUCGAGGAACAAGAGAACACAGACUAACGUGUUGGAGACUUUAACCAGCAGGAGCAGAAGUGCCCGGGGCUGCCCCAGAAGCUCGCCUGAUGGGUCGGGAAGCUUCUAGGAGGGCCCCUGCUCACUAGUGCCAGGUCCUUGAACGGGCAUUUCCCAAACUGGGUUCCCCGAAGUCCCCUGUGGAAAAAGGAUUGGGGAGUCCAAUGAGUGGAGGCAACACCGCCCCUCGACCCCCUGCGCCCCCUUGGAGCACCCCAGGGCUCCGGCAAGUCCUACAGUCAGGGCCCCUGGAAGCUGGUCGCCCUCGGCCUUUCCCAAACUGCUCUGGACCGCGGAGCACUUUGUGAUUUUGUUUUAGCAGCUACAGUGUAAACUGCCGCGGAACACGCUCUGGAAACGACUGCUGUCGAUGUUCCCAGGGUGCCCCGCAGUGGCUGGUGGGGC
This is a messenger RNA of Molossus molossus (Pallas's mastiff bat), 1666 nucleotides long. It is a transcript of the gene TMEM119, whose product is annotated as transmembrane protein 119. Gene Ontology annotation, biological process: positive regulation of osteoblast differentiation; positive regulation of osteoblast proliferation; positive regulation of bone mineralization. NCBI's taxonomy places the organism in Eukaryota, Metazoa, Chordata, Mammalia, Chiroptera, Molossidae. The transcript has 2 exons. Gene Ontology annotation, cellular component: plasma membrane. Bases 42 to 887 code for a protein of 281 amino acids. The record is from RefSeq and is a predicted model, not a curated record.